UUCUUCAUUAUUCACACUUGAAAUUCAAAUUACAAUUUCAAAACCCUAGAUCCCCAAAUUUUCUAUUUCGUUUUCUCAAAUUUUCUCUUGAAAAUGUCAGGGCGUGGAAAGGGAGGUAAGGGACUCGGAAAGGGAGGUGCAAAGAGGCAUAGGAAGGUUCUUCGUGACAACAUCCAGGGUAUCACCAAGCCUGCUAUUCGUCGAUUGGCAAGAAGAGGUGGUGUUAAGAGAAUCAGUGGAUUGAUCUAUGAAGAAACCAGAGGUGUCUUGAAGAUCUUCUUGGAAAAUGUGAUCCGUGAUGCAGUUACAUACACUGAGCACGCAAGGAGGAAGACUGUGACAGCCAUGGAUGUUGUCUAUGCUUUGAAGAGACAAGGAAGAACCCUCUAUGGUUUUGGAGGUUGAUGAAGAAAAACAAGAAGCCCUCUUAUGUGUAUUAUGCUUUUAACUUUGUUAUUAGAACAUGUAAUUGUUCUUUAAAAUGCUUAUUUAGAUUGUUCCUUUGUAAGUUUCAACAAGAUUUGAAUCUAAUGAAGUAAUUAUUUCUGGUGAA
Messenger RNA from Medicago truncatula (barrel medic), 553 nucleotides. Its product is annotated as histone H4. The transcript has a single exon. The record is from RefSeq and is a predicted model, not a curated record. Gene Ontology annotation, molecular function: DNA binding; protein heterodimerization activity; structural constituent of chromatin. Lineage: Eukaryota; Viridiplantae; Streptophyta; Magnoliopsida; Fabales; Fabaceae. Bases 94 to 405 code for a protein of 103 amino acids. Gene Ontology annotation, cellular component: nucleosome.